Messenger RNA from Saimiri boliviensis boliviensis (Bolivian squirrel monkey), 927 nucleotides. It is a transcript of the gene MTRES1, whose product is annotated as mitochondrial transcription rescue factor 1. The record is from RefSeq and is a predicted model, not a curated record. Gene Ontology annotation, molecular function: RNA binding. Gene Ontology annotation, cellular component: mitochondrion. Gene Ontology annotation, biological process: regulation of mitochondrial transcription. NCBI's taxonomy places the organism in Eukaryota, Metazoa, Chordata, Mammalia, Primates, Cebidae.
GCGGCAGCGCCGGCGGAAGGGGCGGGGCGCAGGUAGGGGUGGCCUAGAGGCCUGCAGUCCGCGCGGCCGCGGGGAGGGACGGGAGGCCCUGACGUACAGGUUGUAAGCGCCAUGGCUAUGACUAGUGUCAAAUUGCUUGCUGGUGUUUUAAGAAAGCCAGAUGCCUGGAUUGGACUCUGGAGUAUUCUCCGAGGGACACCUUCGUCACACAAACUCUGCACUUCCUGGAAUCGAUACUUGUAUUUUUCUAGUACCAAGUUACGUGCACCAAAUUAUAAAACUCUUUUCUCGCUGAGACUCCCAGGGCUUUUAAUAUCUCCAGAAUAUAUUUUUCCAUUUUCCAUAAGACUCAAAAGUAAUAUAAGCUCUAAAAAAUCUAAAAAGUCUCUGCAAAAAGUAGAUGAUGAAGAAGACUCUGAUGCAGAAAGUGAUCAUGACGAGAUGAGUGAGCAGGAAGAGGAGUUUGAGGAUGACCCUACUGUAGUCAAAGACUAUAAAGACUUGGAAAAAACAGUGCAGUCUUUCCGGUAUGAUGUUGUCCUGAAGACAGGUCUAGAUAUUGGGAGAAACAAAGUGGAAGAUGCAUUCUACAAAGGUGAACUCAGACUGAAUGAGGAAAAAUUAUGGAAGAAAAGCAGAACGGUCAAAGUGGGAGAUACAUUGGAUCUUCUCAUUGGAGAGGAUAAAGAAGCAGGAACAGAGACAGUGAUGCGGAUUCUCCUGAAAAAAGUGUUUGAAGAGAAGACUGAAAGUGACAAAUUCAGAGUGUUGUUACGGCGGUGGAAAAACUUAAAGUUGCCUAAGAAGAGAAUGUCUAAAUAAAUGGAUUGCUUUUCAGCAAUAAAGCUGCUUUCUAGUGGUAGAGGAAAGGGUCAACUGAAAAAGAGACGCUUUUAUUAAAAUAAAGUUCUCUUAGCGUUUGUGGAA